Messenger RNA from Coccidioides posadasii C735 delta SOWgp, 1481 nucleotides. RefSeq lists its product as uncharacterized. Gene Ontology annotation, cellular component: cytoplasm. Gene Ontology annotation, molecular function: phosphoadenylyl-sulfate reductase (thioredoxin) activity. NCBI's taxonomy places the organism in Eukaryota, Fungi, Ascomycota, Eurotiomycetes, Onygenales, Onygenaceae. The record is from RefSeq and is a predicted model, not a curated record.
CUCCCUCCUUUUCUUUGUCUUGCCUGCUUUGCCUAGAUUUUACUUUCUGUCACAAGUGGCCAAUCUCCACUCUAUCCCCAUCCCCAAACCCUUUCUCUAGUCAGUAAAGAACCAGAGGCUUCGGUCCUUUGGUUCGCCCAUAACACCGCCAAGAUUCAGUCCAACGCCCAAACUUCCCUCAUCUCCUCCCACCCCUUCAGCAGACUGUUCAGCCUCUUCUCGUCUGCCGUUGGAUUCAUCAUGCCUGCCUCUGUCCACUCCACGUACCCCUCGGACACGGACACCUGCGAUAUCAAAGAAGCAGAGUCUGGUUAUGUCAGUGGUGACUCGAGCCAGCCUAGUCUUCCGGACCUCGUCUUCACGAAGCCCCAUUUGAAGUUCUUGAACAGGCAGCUUCAGUUUCUCGAACCCCAAGAUGUCUUGAGAUGGUGCAUCACCAGCCUUCCGGGACUCUAUCAAACCACCGCCUUUGGACUGACUGGUCUGGUCACAAUUGAUAUGCUCUCAAAACUCGAUGUUCCCAGACCGCAGGUUGUUGAUCUGAUCUUUCUCGACACACUCUAUCACUUCCCCGAAACUCUUGCUCUGGUUGAGCGGGUCCGGAAGCGAUAUCCAAGCCUUAGCAUUCAUGUCUACAAGCCACAGGGCGCCGAAACUGCUGAUGAAUUUGCUGCGAAAUACGGAGACCGACUGUGGGAGACCAACGACCAGCUGUACGACUGGCUCGCCAAAGUCGAACCGGCCCAGCGUGCCUAUCGGGAACUCCAAGUAAGCGCAGUGCUUACUGGCCGUCGUCGAAGCCAAGGAGGAAAGCGCGGUGACCUUAAUAUCGUCGAGGUUGAUGAGGCUGGCCUUAUCAAAAUCAAUCCGUUUGCCAACUGGGGCUUCCAGCAAGUCAAGGACUACAUCACCACCCACAAUGUUCCGUACAACGAACUUCUCGACCGGGGCUACAAGAGCGUCGGAGACUGGCACUCGACACAACCCGUGAAAGAGGGCGAAGACGAGCGUGCCGGUCGAUGGAAGGGUCAGGCCAAGACGGAAUGCGGCAUCCACAACCCCCGAUCGAAGUACGCACAGUUCCUUCGAGAACAAGAGAUGAAGAGGCAGCAGGAAGCACUGGACCAAGCUCUUCAAGGCGCGGACAAGGCGUAGUUGAAGCGGCGGUUGGGUCAUGUGCAAAUGUGCUUUAUGGAAUUUCCCUGUGUUUUUACAUGUUUACUAUCAUGAUUUGCUCCUGCGGAAUCGGCGUUAUAGAUCUCCUGUUGUUUCGUUCUGUCUUUUUUCUUUCUUCUUUUCUUCUUCUUCUUCUUCUUCUUCAGCUUCUUCUUUUUACUUCUUCUCAUUCUUCUUAUUCUUCUUCUUUUGCGACUACCCCUGAGUCUGAUUGCUUCAAAUGUUUCUAUCAAAUAGAUUAUUCACACCCUCAGCAACCCAUGUUACAUAGUUGCACCAUAGCAUAAAUUAAAAUAGUUCACCCC